AACGCCUUUUUUUAUUACCGAGUACAUAUAAAUAUACAGUCAUUUAAAAUAAUAAGGAAUCCAUCAUGAAGUGGUUGACUUUAAUUGCUGUCGCUUGUUUAGUGAGUGCACAACAACAAGAUAAUGGUUAUUUUCAUUUAAAUGAACAUCAUUUGAUAUAUAAUAAAGAGCCUAAACAUAUCUUGAUUGCUACCCAUAUUGGUGGUUCUUCUCAUACAAGAUGGGUAUUAGAGAUAGGCAGGAUCUUGGCUGAUCGAGGUCAUCAUAUUACCUAUGUUACAAGAGACGAUCAAGUCCAUCUUGGUCAAGCGUAUCCUGAAAUCACAACUGUUUCAACAGGUGGUCCUGUCUAUACCACCGAUAUCUUGACAGCCACGAAAGGCUUCAACUUUUAUCAGAUUACCAAAGUGGUCCGUCAAUUCUUAAACAAGGCCUAUGGUACAGAUAUCCAAUUCUAUCAACAACUGGACAAAAAACCAGACUAUUUUAUCUGUGAUGCGUUCAAUGAUCCAUGCAUUGAUACGGCUGUUCAAUUCAAGGUUCCUUUUGCUAUUACAUGUACUGGCAUGCUAUACCAAGAUAUCAAUGUGCCUUAUAUCAAUGGGCUAGGAACGACUCACCAUGCUACAUCUGAGCAUAUGACACUUUGGGAGCGAUUCCAGCAUAAAUAUGUGGAUCUCAUCAAGACACUAUGGUAUAUCUAUCCUGAAUUAAAAGAACUAGACCAGUAUCGUCAAGCGUAUGGCAUGACAUCUUUAGGCCUCAAUCGGUUCAAACAAUGGGAUAACGGACUCAAGUUGAUCAAUACCUAUUUUGGCUUCUUUCCUCCACAGAUCAUGAGCCCAUUAACACAUAUGAUAGGACCAGUGAUUACAGCCAGACAGAGGACUUUAUCUGAACAAGAAGCCGUGUUUCUCAACACACAUAAGCGUGUGGCCUAUGUAGCUUUUGGACAAAUCAUAAAACCCAGUAAGCAUGAAAUUGAAUUGUUGUUCAGUGGACUCUUGGAUCAAAUGGAGCACCAACGAUUGGAUGGUAUAUUGUGGGUAGGACUCAAGAAACAAAUUCAAACACUAGAGGCAGAGGAUCCUCUUCUUGUCUGGCAAUUCAAUACCACACAGUCUGGUCAUGUUAUCCAACCACCUCUUUUGAGCCAUGCCUUGUUUCAACGCCAUGUCUUUAUGCCUCCAUGGGCUAGUCAAUUCUCAGUACUCCAGCACAGUGCUACUGUUCUGUUUGUCAGUCAUGGAGGAGCAGAAAGUGCUAAUGAGGCUACGUUUAAUGGUGUUCCUAUCCUGGUUCAUCCUUAUGUGGGUGAUCAGCGUCUUGUUGGACGUGCCUUGACGUUGGCUGGUGUUGCACGCACGCAUGAACGUGCUGACUGUACUUUUGAGCUACUAAGACAGCAUAUGAAUGAACUCUUGGUGGAUGAAGAUGGUAGUGUAGGCAGAAAUCUGACACGUAUGAAGACAUUGGCUCAGAUUGGAUCAAAGAGAAAGACAUUUGCAGCCGAUUUAGUAGCUAAAGAGGGUAUAUCCGAACAUCGCCAUGAACCUUCUCGAAACAUGUCUAAAAUCAAAGCCAUGGAUAUUGAUUUACAUGCUGCAAAAGGCGACGAAGAAGCACCCCUUUUGAUCAACCAAGAGGCUCCAGAUACUCCUGUACAGAGGCCUACGCCUUCUCGUUCUUUCUCACAGCGCGCUCCUCAAUACAACACUUUUAAUGAAAAGAUCAAUCGCACCACCAAACCCAAACAGCCCAUGCGUACCACCAAGAUAUCUCAAAAACUCAAACUGUUUCCUGAAGAUGAGACGAUCCUGACUGAAGAAGAAGACAACGAUGUCUAUACACAGAUAGCCAAGAUUCCACAUGGUAUGGAACGACAAGAGGCAGAAAUGUUGAACAAAAUGGAUCGUUCUGAACUGUCUCGAAUGACGGCUUAUUGCACAGCUUCUGCGUAUCAUAUGGAUAAAGUCUUCAAGUUCUUACAGAGUAAGAAGACGACCAGUGGCACAGCUCCUCGACGAUUUGAUGAGUGUGUCUAUACACCUUAUGCUUUUACUUAUCCUGUUGCACCACCUACAAAUGGAUAUGUUAAGGCACAAAAGUUGCCUGAAAUGUUCUUGUUUGACUACGGUGUUGUUGUCUUUUGGGGCAUGACACUGAAAGAAGAACAAAAGAUACUGAAAUCACUUGUAAAUUUUGAAGAAGAAAAACUAGAGGUAGAUGAUGUUGAGACAGAAGAAUUUCAUUACUAUUAUAAUGAGACCUAUCAACCACGCAUUUACAAUGAUAUUAUCACACUGCGACAUCCUUCGAAUUAUCUGAUCAAACUGACUAUUUCUCAUGCCAUUGCUCAGAGUGUCAAAAUGACCUUGUUUGAACGGUUGAUUGAUGAUACGAUUAAUGAGACAAAAUACAUUCCUCAAGUCAUGGCUGAGAGUGGUAAUAUUCAUAUGUCAAGAACAGCCAUUACAAAGAAGAUUGGUGAAUUAUUUAUUAUGCGUAUUAAUGUCAACUUGGUCUCCAAUAUUCUGGACACACCCGAAAUCUUUUGGUCAGAACCUACACUUGAACCAUUAUACAGUGCAAUACGCGGUUAUCUGGAAAUUGAACAGCGUGUGCAGUUAUUGAAUCAGCGUGUUGAAGUUAUCAGUGAUUUAUUAGAAAUGCUUAAAGACCAUCUCAACAGUUCCCAUGGCGAGGCUUUAGAAUGGAUUGUGAUUUGGCUUAUUGGCUUGGAAAUCUUGGUGGCUGUGAUUACAACUUCAUUAGAUGCCUUUAGUUUGUAUUACAAUAAGAAUUAA
This is a messenger RNA of Gilbertella persicaria, 2807 nucleotides long. RefSeq lists its product as uncharacterized. Gene Ontology annotation, molecular function: UDP-glycosyltransferase activity. Bases 66 to 2807 code for a protein of 913 amino acids. Lineage: Eukaryota; Fungi; Mucoromycota; Mucoromycetes; Mucorales; Choanephoraceae. The record is from RefSeq and is a predicted model, not a curated record. The transcript is spliced from 7 exons.